UGUCGUGUUAAAUAAAGAAUGUAAACAUUACAAAUAAAAAUAAAUAUAUAAUACUAAAUCUGCAUAUAGACAUUUAUUAUACAGAAUAAAUUUCAUAAUAUGGUGAAAAUAAAUACACUUUUAAUAUAAAGUUUUGGAAAAAUAAAUAUUAAGUGUGAAUACUUAUUUGGGUUAUCAUCCACCAUUUCUAAGUAUUUGUUAAUUUUUUUUUCUUGGAUAAAGUUGUCAUACUACCUACUUUGGUGAAGUAUUAAGAUGUAUAGUAAUAUUCUAUAAAUGUUUACCCAUGUUAUAAACAUUUAAUUUGAUUAAGUUCUACUAAAAUGGAAUUAUCACACAGCUUAACCCUAAACGAAGAAGCCUUAUCACAAAUAGGAGAGGCUAAAAGGCCAGUUUUUAUAUUCGAAUGGCUGCGAUAUGUGGACAAAGUUCUUGUAGCGGCACAGAAGAACGAUAUCAAAGGAUGUCAGAAACAGUUAGUUCAGCAACUUAUGAACCGCAUACAAGAAUCUCCAGGUCCCCCAACAAGAAAAUUAAUUGCCAGAUGUCUUGCCACAUUGUUUUCAGUUGGAGACACGUUCUUGCUCUUCGAUACGGUGAAUAAAUGCAAUGAUAUUUUAAAAAAUAAGGAUGACUCGCCCAGCUUCUUGCCAACUAGAUUAGCUGCUAUCUGUUGUGUUGGUACCAUGUACGAAAAACUGGGUAGGAUGAUGGGUAGAUCAUAUGAAGAAACAGUUCAUAUCUUAAUACGUUCCCUCAGAAAUGCAGAAUCGCAAACAAGGAUUGAAAUCAUGUUAACAUUAGAAAAAGUAUGUGCUGGAAUGGGAAGCGCCAUUUCAAAUGUUCACAAAGACAUAUAUAAAGCUGCAAGACACUGCCUUAUUGAUAGAGUGAUGGCUGUUAGAUGUGCAGCGACUAGAUGUUUGUUGGAAAUGUUGAACCAUGCACCAUUUUUAUACACUACCGAAUUGGAGAGCUUAGCAACGUUGUGCUUCAGAGCUUUUGAUGGAUCUAACUAUGAAGUACGAUGUGCGGUUGCUAAGCUUCUUGGAGCCCUUAUCGCCAUGACGCAACAGAAUCAAAAUACAGGAAAAAAUGCUCAACAGCAGCAACCUAAGGGGUUGAAAUUGGUGUCUCUUGAUGAAGCACUGGGUAUUCUCAUGUCAGGUUUUCUAAGAGGAGGCGUCGGGUUCUUGAAAGGUACCGGCGAAAUUAUUAAGGGUAGUUCUGGAGUAAACAGAGAAGUUCGAGUGGGAGUAACACAUGGGUAUGUAACAUUUGUCCAUAUAUUGGGCAGCGUCUGGCUAGAAAAAAAUAUGAAGACAUUUCUUAGCCAUAUUCUGUACUUGGUAGCAAAUCCGAAAGCAGCAUCUUCACAUGUGGAUGCUGUGUACUCCAGAAAAUGCAUAAACUUCAUUUUGAGAAGUGUUUUUGGUAAAAUGUUGGGCGAGAAGGCACAAACCUCAGCUUGUAAAGAGAUUGCGCAAAUAAUAGUGAAAGAAAUGAAUUCUAUCGACUUCAAUCCUGAAAACGCAAAGGAAUUUAACCAGGAAACACUAUUUAGUCAGCACCUACUAGUUUGUGCUCUACAAGAAAUUGGAAGUUUGAUAUUAAGUCUUGGUACAUCAGCUCAUGACAUAAUCACUGACCAAACAUUAAAUCUGAUCGAUGUUACUGUGAGCGUACUUAUUCAUCCUUGUCAAGCAGCAAGGCUCGCAGCAGCUUGGUGUUUACGUUGCAUUUGUGUUGCUGUGCCGAGUCAGAUAUCUCCUCUUAUAGACCGUUGCGUCAACGGCAUCGAACAGUUUCGAACUUCACCGGAAGCCAUAUCAGGGUACAGCUCGGCUCUAGCCGCUGUUUUAGGAGGCGUAAAACUUUCACCGCUCGGUGUACCACAUAUGAAAGGGAAAAUAAUAUUUAACACAGCAGAAGAACUGUUAAGAAGCGCCAGUCAGAACAGUCGACUGUCGUUGAACAGAACACAUGCUGGUUGGUUGUUGAUCGGGGCUAUAAUGACGUUGGGAAUACCAGUCGUCAGGGGAUUGUUGCCGAGAAUGUUGCUGCUAUGGAGGAAUUCUUUUCCAAGAUCUGCGAAGGAGUUAGAAUCUGAAAAGGCAAGGGGCGAUGUGUUUACGUGGCAAGUUACACUGGAGGGCCGCGCUGGCGCGUUGUCCGCCAUGCACAGCUUCCUCCAGAACUGUCCGGAAUUGGUUAACGAGGAUACAAAUAGGAGGCUUAUGACUCCGAUAGAAUCUGCGCUUGCUAUGCUUACAAAUAUUUCUAGCAUAUUGAAGACGUAUGGGCAGCAGUUAAAGGCUCCUGCUGCAAUGGUGCGGCUGCGGCUCUGCGAAACACUUUUACUUCUUGCACCACAGUGUUAUGAAAAUUCUUAUACCCAUUUACUAAGAAUGCUGGUAGCUGAAUUUACUUUAACUGAAAAUCCCGCAAAUACGACCACAUCCCAGUUGCGUACAGUGUGCCAUGCUGACGAUUCUGUCAUUUUGGGCACUUGGUUGCAGGAGACGGACCACAGAACAAUUGAAGAUCAGAUGGAGCCUAAUCGCAGGGCAGAUGGUGAACAUCUACAACCCAACAGCGCUGCUGGUUCUGGUGCGCUAGAACACGAUCCUUGCUGUCUGUACCGACAAGUCCAAACGGGUGAGUUGAUACCGGGACCUUUGCCUCUUGGAGUUGCCGUUAUCGAUAUAUCUGUGCUUCUUUUUGGUCAAAUCUUCCCUAGAGUAACCAACAAGCACAGAGUGCAAAUGUUAGACCAUUUUGCCGAAUGUAUAAAGCACGUACGGAGCACCAGGCAAGAAGCCGUCCAAAUGAACGUGUUCACAGCUUUGUUGAGUGGUCUCAAAGGAUUAACUGAAACGAAAGUUACUUUGAGUCAGGAAGACAUAAAAAAAUCAGCUGUCAAUCUUAUAAUUGGGGCUCUUACAUCACCAAACCCAAUAUUACGCUGUGCCGCCGGAGAAGCUGUAGGCCGAAUAGCGCAGGUGAUAUCCGAUCCUAAAUUCACGGCCGAAUUAGCGCAGACAAGUUUUGAUAGGUUGAAAUCCGCUAGAGAUGUCGCUAGUAGAACCGGACAUUCACUCGCCUUAGGCUGCUUACAUAAAUACGUUGGUGGAAUGGGAUCCAGUCAACACUUAAACACGAGCGUUUCGAUCCUACUGGCGCUAGCGCAAGAUCAAACUUCGCCGAUCGUACAGGUGUGGUCGCUACAUGCUUUGGCACUUAUAGUUGACUCGGGUGGUCCAAUGUUUAGAGGAUAUGUCGAACCAAGCCUUUCAUUAGCUCUUAAAUUACUACUGAACGUUCCACAGUCGUACAUUGAUGUUCACCAGUGUAUCGGUAAAGUUUUAUCGGCGCUGAUCACAACGAUCGGACCGGAACUUCAAGGAAAUACUUCCAGUAUAUGCACUGCCAGAUAUUCGUUUUUGUGCGCCUGCGCCAUCAUGCAGGACCACCAGGACCCUUUGGUGCAGGCCGAAGCAACCGGAUGUUUGCAACAGCUUCAUCUGUUUGUACCGAGGCAUGUCAAUUUAUCUUCGUUGGUGCCAACCUUAUGCCGAACGCUCUCUAGCAAUCAUUUGUUAUUACGAAAAGCCGCAAUAUCAUGUCUGAGGCAAUUAGCGCAAAGAGAAGCUAAAGAAGUAUGCGAACAUGCCAUGACGUUGGCUAGUGAAAGUCGCGACCACAACACUGUCGAAGGUUUACUUAUAACAGAAACUGGACUCCCCGGGGUGUUCUUUAGUAUGCUGGAUACAGAAACCGACACAAAUCUCAUAAAAGAUAUCCAUGACACGAUCAUAAGUAUGUUGCAAGUUCUAGCCGCUGAUAAUCUCUCCCAGUGGUUAGGGUUAUGUAAGGAUGUUCUCACUGUGGCCACAGAAACAAGCAGUGAGGAUCGUCUCAGCUUGAACACAAACGAGGGCGAAGAAAACGAUGUUGAAGGCGACGACGAUCAGGCAGAAUUCCACGCCGAGGAAGACGCUUCCCAUCCAGCGAUUCAACCGAGAUGGCCCACUAGGGUGUUUGCUGCCGAAUGCGUUCGGAAAAUAAUAGCAGCUUGCGAAGCUAACAACAAAACUGCGCACUUCGAUCUGAUCCAAGCGAAGGAGAUGUAUCUAACGAAAGGAAAGAGCGACUAUUUAGCCCUACACUUAUCCGAUUUAAUACGAAUGGCAUUCAUUGCCGCAACGAGUGAUUCCGACCCGUUACGGCUUGAGGGUCUGAAAACUUUGCAAGACAUCAUCGAGAAAUUCGCGAAAGUACCGGAACCCGAAUUUCCGGGUCAUUUACUGCUGGAGCAAUUCCAAGCUCAGGUCGGCGCCGCGUUGCGACCGGCCUUCUCACCCGAUACGUCGUCUCUCGUAACGGCGGCAGCUUGCGAGGUGUGUUCGACCUGGAUCGGUUCGAACGUUGCGAGGGAUCUAAACGAUUUACGCAGGGUACACCAACUACUCGUUUCGUCUUUAACGAAGUUACAAAAUAAAAACAACAUGAACCAGUUGUACAAUGAAAGCUUGUCGACCCUGGAAAAACUCGCCAUACUUAAGGCGUGGGCCGAAGUAUAUAUCGUAGCGAUGAAAGGGAACGAAUCGGCCCCUUCCAUGUAUUUACUAACGACGAAUAACAGUAUGAAUAAUAAUGAGUUUACCGACUUCGAAUACCGCGGGGAGAGUCUCUUAACUCUAGUACAACCCGAACUGAUAAGUCUAUCGCAAUAUUGGUUGUCAGCCUUGAAAGACCACGCUUUAUUAUCGCUGCCGAGCGAAUUCUCCAGUCAACUUCCUCACGACGGUGGAGCGUUUUACACAAACGAAACGAUGGAAUCCGCGAGGCCGUAUUACGCUUCUUCGUGGCCCCCGAUUUUACACGCCGCUGCACUUUGGUUAAAUUCCGGAUGUUUUAAAAAAGACCUCGAUAAGGACUUAAACAAUGACAACUCUUUAAACAAUAACAAACCGAACGAUAAUGCAUCCGAUAAAUUCCACUUGCUUUUCGGCAUUUGCAUGGAAGCGCUGUGCAGUCCACGAUCAACGGAGCCUCUAGAAAGCAUAAUUACCUGCUUGCAGGCGUUAUAUACUCUUCUUGAUGCGGAGUAUACGAGGCAGUUGCUUAUGAGCGACGGAUCUUUAGGAAUCGAGCUGUGUAACGUCCUCCACCGCCUGAUACUGACAAGGGACAGUCACUCGUGUCAGUUGCUUUGCUUGGAGGUUCUGAAACAAGUUAUAAAAGCUGCACAGGAGAAUUUAGAGGAGAAGAAACGGAGCAAGAAAGACGAGGAAGACGUUACGACCGAUGUUACGAUGUUGGGCGAGGGAGGCGAAACCGGUAAAAUAAUUCCGGGCAAAUCCUUAGUAUUCGGUGUGUUGGAGGUUUGUUUAUGUCUCUUGAUCCGUCAGUUACCUUCCUUGAGCCCAUCGCCAAAUUCGACAAUCGUCAACUCCUUACGGAUAAUGCAAAGUAACGAACAGUCAGGGCAAUUGCUUGCCGCAGCUGUAACUUGCAUGGAGAGUCUGCAUAAACUUUGUUCUCCCAAAGGGGCCGUUGCUAUCUUGCCAACGAUAUUAUAUUUGACCACAGGCGUAGUGAAAGAAGUGGCCACGAAAAACGUUAACGAUGCGAAUAUCUUGGCAAAUAAUCCUUCCGUUCAGGCCGCACUGCACUGUUUAAAGAUUCUCGCCACGGAUCCUUACUGCAAACAUCCCGAUAGCGGUGAAAACUGGCAGAAGCUUCUACAAAGCGCUCUCGCCAAGAUCAUAGACCUCGCUAAGACCGGUAGCGACGAAAAUAAACUGGACGAAGUUACUAUGAUGCUGGCUAUAGCGGUGUUCGUUCUACACGCACCUUCGAAAGUCAUCACAGCACCCAACUUGCAGUAUCCCUGUAUAAACCAUUUUAGGCAAUGUUUAGAAAACCCGAAUUCAACGGUACGAUUAAAGUGCGUUAGGACAUUAAAGUCGUUAUUCUUGCACCAAGACCGUUCGGUAGCAACACCGUACAUUCACACAUUGGCUCCGCAGUUGGUCGAAUUUUUGUAUUCCGAGUCGGCCAAAAAAUUGUGUUCAGAUGGAGAACUGUCAGUUACUGUCGAAACGAUAGUAACUGUGGAAUCCCUUAUAGAACUAGCAGAACCGCAUAACCGUAUCCAAAUGUUAACAUUACUAGUACCUAUUUUGGUGAAUUAUUUGCUAGUGGAACCAAUCAGAUCUGCCAACAAGUAUGCGCAGUCGUUGCAUGAAAUUAGUUUACAGUGGUUGAUGAAAAUAGGGCCAAAAUAUCCGCAGGAAUUUAAGCAGCUGAUGACCCAAGCUGACGGUUUGAGAACGAAAUUAGAAAAUGCAAUAAGAUCGAGUCAGGUAAAUCAUAAUAAAAUUAAAAACGAUAUUAAUGUGAACCAACCAUUCUCCAACCAUACACCAACUAUUAAACUAAAAACUGAUUUUAGUAACUUUUCUUAAAAUGCUGUGGUAUAUUUUAUUAAUUGUGAUAGAAUUUUAAACUGUAUUUCAUUUUAUUCAAUUAUGCGACUAUGAUUAAAUUUUAAAGCUUAUUUGACCAGUACUUUUAUAGUAAUAGUUACAAGAAUUAAUUUUUAAUUUUUGUUUUUUUUUUCACAUUGAUCAUGGGCCAAUGUUUGCUUUAUUCCUUUUAAUAUAUUUUUAAUGGUUUUAGAUAUACAUAUAUACCCUAUCAAGACCUAAUUUAUUUAUAUUAAUUUAUAUACAAUCCCUUUAUAUAAAACGUUAUAAACUGCUGUAGUUUAGUAGGUGUAUAGUAUUCGAUCAGCUGUACCAAAAUAUGUUAUGGGAUUAGAUGGUUACUAAAUGACUGAACUUUGUAGGAAAUUAUACCGUGUUUAACACAAUACUCUUUUUAUAAGUUUUAUCAUGAAUUUUGUAGGUACGUAACAAAAUCCCAAAAAUUUGUGUAUAGAUUAACGCAAUUGACGCAAAUGUAGUACCUAUUUAAUAAAAUGCAGUAACAACAA
Anoplophora glabripennis (Asian longhorned beetle) is the source of this 7003-nucleotide messenger RNA. RefSeq names its product HEAT repeat-containing protein 5B. Gene Ontology annotation, cellular component: membrane; endocytic vesicle; Golgi apparatus. The coding region runs from base 324 to 6473 and encodes 2049 amino acids. Gene Ontology annotation, biological process: endocytosis; retrograde transport, endosome to Golgi; intracellular protein localization. The transcript has 17 exons. Lineage: Eukaryota; Metazoa; Arthropoda; Insecta; Coleoptera; Cerambycidae. The record is from RefSeq and is a predicted model, not a curated record.